Penicillium mononematosum is the source of this 471-nucleotide messenger RNA. RefSeq lists its product as uncharacterized. The transcript has a single exon. The record is from RefSeq and is a predicted model, not a curated record. Bases 1 to 471 code for a protein of 156 amino acids. Lineage: Eukaryota; Fungi; Ascomycota; Eurotiomycetes; Eurotiales; Aspergillaceae.
AUGCAAACGCAAGCAUAUGCCGUCAAUGUGUCCCUUGUCGACGAAUACGGUGCAAAAGCAAGUGGGGGAUUACAAGGCAGCUUGACUUCUAAUAUACAGUUUCGCCCCGAUCAACAUGCGCAUGGCUUUGUUGUGUUUAAUAAUCUCGCCAUUUGCCAGACAGGGCCGCAGCGACUCCGGGCUUUGCUUGGGGCACUUUCAUGCCCCGGAAUGACCGUCGAGGCGCGUGCCGAUUCAAAAGUUUUCCACAUCAGUAAGUGGAAUCUGAAUAGGAAGAUAUCCUUCGUACCAUGUCACUGGGAUGCCACUAACGCAUACAAAAGCGUUUUGAAGAAUGUAGCCUUUACAGGGUCCUGGAAGAACGAAGAUGAAACGGCAAAGGAUGAUUCAGAUCCUUUGGCUCAAGCAAUAGAAGGCUCAAACUUGGCUCGUGCAUUGGAUGGGCCGGUGGAUAAGGAGACGGAGAAGUGA